Molecule: messenger RNA, 1071 nt
Organism: Nicrophorus vespilloides
Lineage: Eukaryota; Metazoa; Arthropoda; Insecta; Coleoptera; Silphidae
Product: deoxyribose-phosphate aldolase
Exons: 4
Coding region: 46-1011 (321 amino acids)
Biological process (GO): deoxyribonucleotide catabolic process; carbohydrate catabolic process
Cellular component (GO): cytoplasm
Molecular function (GO): deoxyribose-phosphate aldolase activity
Source: RefSeq, a predicted model, not a curated record
UUGUUCAUCGACAUCGAUAGAUUAAAUUAUUAAGGUGUGAAAAUUAUGGCUGGAUUAAAUCCUGGAAUUGAGAAAUUUGAUUGGUCUUUAAUAAAAGAUGUAAACAUUAACCUGAAUGCUGUUAAGGAAAAUGUUUCUAAUUUGGUUGCUUCAAAAUGUUUAAGCAGUUACCAUAGAGCUGCUUGGUUGUUGAAGGCAGUUACUUGCAUUGAUUUAACAACUCUAGGAGGUGAUGAUACACAGAGCAAUGUAGCUAGAUUGUGCUUCAAAGCAGCACAUCCUAUAUCAGCAGAUUUAUUAAAAACUUAUGAUUUAGAUUAUUCUGUUAUUCAUACAGCUGCUGUCUGUGUGUAUCCCUCAAGGGUUAUAGAUGCAUAUAACACAUUGAAGAAAAUGAAGAUGAUUAGUAAAAUUAAUAUUGCAUCAGUUGCCACAGGAUUUCCAAGUGGACAGUAUUGUUUAAAAAGUCGAUUAGAAGAGAUUAGGUAUGCUAUACAAGAAGGUGCUAAUGAAAUAGAUAUUGUUAUAGACAGAAGUUUGGUUUUAACUGGGCAAUGGUUAACAUUGUUUAAUGAAAUUAAAAAAAUGAAGGAUGUUUGUGGAGAAAUCCAUAUGAAAGCUAUUCUUGCCACAGGUGAACUUGGAAACUUAACAAAUGUAUACAUGGCAUCAAUGGUUGCUAUGAUGGCAGGAGCAGAUUUUAUUAAAACAUCUACUGGCAAAGAAUCUAUUAAUGCAACACUUCCUUUUGGUAUGGUUAUGGCUUCAGCAAUUUCAAAAUAUCAUGUAAAAUAUGGUUUUAAAGUUGGUUUAAAACCUGCAGGUGGAAUAAGAACAAGUGCUGAUGCUAUUAAUUGGUUAAUUAUGAUAAAAGAAUUGCUAGGUGACGAAUGGCUAAGUCCAAAAUUAUUUAGAUUUGGUGCUUCAGGUCUACUAACAGAUAUAGAACAUGCAUUGUUUGAGUAUGCAACUGGAUUGAAAGCUGUUCCAUUGAAUUUUACUAUGGGUUAACCAUAAUUAUUAAUAUUUUGUGUUAAUUAUAUUUGAUUAAAAAAAGUUAUUAUUAAAGGA